Molecule: messenger RNA, 1320 nt
Organism: Lactuca sativa (garden lettuce)
Lineage: Eukaryota; Viridiplantae; Streptophyta; Magnoliopsida; Asterales; Asteraceae
Source: RefSeq, a predicted model, not a curated record
AUGAGAACGAAAAGAACCAUCGAUUCUUUUUUCAAACGAACAAAGGAUGUACGUGACCAUCAAUUGCAUCCGGUUAGUGAUAAUAUUGAAGAGGAUGUUCAUAAUACACAGCCACAACCUGAUAGGAAUAAUAAUAUUGAAAAGCCCAAUAAUAUUGAGCAUGAAAAAAAUAAUAUGUCAAAUUCUUUGAUUCGUGAUCCAGGAGAACGACCUUCAAUCUUAAGCUAUCCACGUAACCAACGUAAGACUCCGGCCUCAACGCAUAAUUUUUCUGUUAGGUGCUAUGAAGAUCUAAAAAACCAGUUAUGUCACAUAGAGAAUGUGAUAGAGAAGCAAAUGACUCAACAAGUUAUGGACAAUAGACUACGCCUUAAAGUUUCUAUUGAAACCAUUAAAUGGCUCACGUUUCAAGGAUGUGCUUUAAUAGGUCAUGAUGAACGACCUAACUCAAGAAAUCAAGGGAAUUUUCUUGAAUUAAUAAAGUUCCUUGCUUCUUAUAACAAGACUGUUGUUGAUGUUAUGUUAGAAAAUGCUCCUCAAAAUGCAAAGUACACAUCACCAGAUAUCCAAAAAGAAAUAUUACAUGUUUUAGCUACAAAUGUACAAAAAGCAAUUCGUGAUGAAAUCGGGAUGUCAAAAUUUUGUUUAAUAGUUGACGAGUCUCAAGAUGAAUCUAAGAAAGAGCAAAUGGCUAUUGUUGUGAGAUUUUUUGACCAAGAUGGGCAUGUCAAAGAAAGAUUUUUGGACUUAAUUUGUGUUAAUGAUACAACUUCAUUGACCUUGAAAAAUGAGAUACUAUGUUCUUUAUCUUAUCAUAAACUUAGUGUUCAAGAUAUCCGGGGUCAAGGAUAUGAUGGGGCUAGUAACAUGCGUGGAGAAUGGAAUGGGUUGCAAGCUUUAUUAUUAAAGGAAUGUCCAUACGCUUAUUACAUACAUUGUUUUGCACAUCAACUACAAUUGACUCUAAUUGCAGCCUCUAAAGAUGUGACUGAGGUUGGAGAAAUUGAGAGUGGAAAAGUAUUGAAUGACAUUGCUAUAAAAGGUUCUACAUCUUCUCAAAGAUGUGAUGCAGCAUAUGCACUUACACAUGCAUUAUCAUUCGAUUUUGUCAUUGUUAUGCACAUGAUGAAAGAAAUAAUCGGGAUAAUUGACAAGCUUUGCCAAACUUUACAACAAAAAUCUAUUGAUAUUGUUAAUGCUUUAUCCUUGGUUUCUGCAACAAAAAUAUUGAUUCAAAAGUUGAGAGAUGAAGGUUGGCAAUCGCUUUUGGACCAAGUGGUUUCUUUUUGUGAGAAAAAAGCAUAUAUGUCCCUAACAUAA